Molecule: messenger RNA, 1765 nt
Organism: Telopea speciosissima
Lineage: Eukaryota; Viridiplantae; Streptophyta; Magnoliopsida; Proteales; Proteaceae
Product: UDP-N-acetylmuramoyl-tripeptide--D-alanyl-D-alanine ligase-like
Exons: 4
Coding region: 52-1566 (504 amino acids)
Biological process (GO): cell wall organization; biosynthetic process
Molecular function (GO): ATP binding; UDP-N-acetylmuramoyl-tripeptide-D-alanyl-D-alanine ligase activity
Source: RefSeq, a predicted model, not a curated record
CAAGAGGUCCACUAUGAAUUUCAGGAACAAGGUCUCUGCCUAGCCGAAUCAAUGGCUGCAAUAUCAAUCCAAUCUUACGCUCACAAAACCUUCUCUGUAAAACCCGGAAGUUUUCGAUCCAGUGUCUCUGGAAACCACUUGAGUUGCAGAAUCAGUGUAUGCUGCCGUGUCAAUUACGAUUUAGUAAAGAAGCCCUUCUGGAGUGUUACUGAGAUAGCAGAAGCUGUGAACGGGAAAAUCGUAAAAUGGGGUCCCUCUGGAACUAUCUCUACUGAUAGCAGAAAUCUGAAGCCGGGUCAAUGGUUCUUCACCAUAGUUGGGAAAAACUUCGAUGCCCACGACUUUGUCAACCCUGAAUUGCGCAGUAAGGGAUGUAUUGGGGUCAUAGGAAACCGAAUUUGUGAAGAAUGGGACAUGGGUUUUGUCCAAGUUGAGGAGAAUACUUUGAUUGCACUCGAGAAGAUGGCCAUGUAUGCCAGGAAGAGGUUCCAUGGUCGUGUGGUUGGAGUAACAGGUAGUGUGGGGAAGACGACUACAAGAGCGAUGAUUGCUCAUGCACUGGAAAGUCUCGGUUCAAUUCAUCAGACGCAGGGGAACCAGAACAAUGAGAUUGGGGUUGGUUUAUCUUUAAUUGGGUUACCUCAAAAUGUUAAGGUCUCGGUUCUGGAGCUAGGAAUGAGUGAGAAAGGAGAGAUCUUGAAGCUCACUAGAAUGUGUCAGCCUUCUUUGAGAAUCAUUUUGAAUGUGGGUCCUUCUCAUUUGGUGAAUUUUGGCAGUUUAGAGGAAGUUGCCAGAGCCAAAGGGGAGAUUCUUAUGGAGGCAAAACCAGGGGAUGUGUGUGUUUUGAAUGCAGAUGAUCCUCGAGUCAUGAACCUUCCUGUCCCAGAAGGAGUUGAAAAAGUGUUUUUUGGCCAGAGAAUCGGUUGUGAUGUUCGGCUAGUCUCUGCCGAAAGUACUGAUGAUGGUAAUGGAGUACGAGUAAUUUUAGAAAGAAGUACAGAAGUGGUGGAAUUUGUGAUUCCUACUCCAGGACUGCAUUUGGCACUGAAUGCAUGUGCAGCUGCUGCUGUUGCGGUUCGCUUGGGAGUUUCUCUUUCACAAGUGGGAGUGUCCUUGUCCAGAUUUGUACCUGUUCCCAUGAGAUUAGAGCUUGAAAUGGCUCCAAAUGGAAUCAAAAUAAUCAAUGAUGUUUACAAUGCCAACCCCACCAGCACCAGGGCAGCGAUUGAUUUACUGAAGACCAUUGAUUGUAAGGGGAAAAGAGUUGCCAUUCUUGGAGAUAUGCUAGAACUUGGUCCAGCGGAAAUAGAAGCACACAGGGAUAUAUUAAAACUGUGCUUUGAUUCUCAUAUCGAUCUGGUUGCGCUUGUUGGGAAGAGACUUUCUACAGUGGCUGAGGAUUUGGAUUUACUAAGGAAGAGAAAUGCUAUCUGCACACUUUAUCCAGAGGCCCUUGCACUUCCCAUUACAGAAAAGUUAGCUAGUAAUGAUGUUGUUUUAGUGAAGGGUAGUCGCGGAAUGCGAAUGGAGAAAGUAGUUGGUGCAAUCAAGGAAAUGAGCAUAUAAGCUUUUAAUAUCUUUUCCCAUCAAGAGGAUGUGUUACUCAGUCAAACUAAGCCUGAUCCCAAGGAUGAGGUUUUAUUAAUCAAGGACAAUCAAUUGUUCUUCAACAUGGGUGAACAAUAGUGAUUGUUGAAGCUGAUUGUAAGUUGAUGGUUGGUGGCUUCAGUCAGGAGCAGGAGGCACUUGGAGAUAUUUGCACUUU